This is a messenger RNA of Triticum aestivum (bread wheat), 1329 nucleotides long. RefSeq names its product cold-regulated 413 inner membrane protein 2, chloroplastic. Bases 197 to 847 code for a protein of 216 amino acids. The transcript has 6 exons. Lineage: Eukaryota; Viridiplantae; Streptophyta; Magnoliopsida; Poales; Poaceae. Gene Ontology annotation, cellular component: membrane. The record is from RefSeq and is a predicted model, not a curated record.
UCCACCGCGGCCCGGCCGAACCGCGAAGUCUCACCGCAUCGACGACCGUUACGCGCUCCCGUCCGCGCAACCGGCGGCACGCCGCGCACGGAUCAUCAGUUCAUCACUGACUCAUCGCCGUUGCUCCAGUCCAGUAGUACAGACUUCAGAGUGCCCUGUGCCCCCGCCGAUAUCGAUCCAUCCACUCACCGUCAAAAUGCCGAUCUCGCUCCGCCUCACCGUCCCGCCGCCGGCGCAGGCGCCCACACGCCGCCGGGCCCUGGACCCGAGAGCCGGCGGAAAUGCCGUCGCCGUCUCCCCGGUCGUAUUACAGCCGGCGCGCCCGCUCAGGGGAGCUGCGCCCGGGCCAUCGAGCGUGUGGUGGCGCCGCCGGGGAGACGCCGCCGUGUGCUGCGCGACGGCGCACGUCACCGCCGAGACGAUGCGAUGGGUGUCCGUUGGGGCCGCCGCUAUGUUGAUGUUUGCUAAAGGCACAACCAUACACAAAUCUCUCCUUGUCCCUCUCGUUGCUCUACAAGCACCUAAAGACGUCAUCUCAUGGACAAAAGGUGACUAUGGUCAGUGGACCGCUUUUCUUGGGCUUCUUCUGCGUCUGCUAUCCUUGCUUCCAGGUGAACUGGAGCUUCCCUUGUCAACGAUGCUGUUUGUUAGCAUUGCUCCUUACCAAUUCAUGAACUUGAGGGGCACUCAAGACUCUGUAAUACUGUCAUUGGCAAUAGCAGCUUAUCUCGCGUUUCAGCAUUUCACCGGGGCCGGAGGCGUGAGGAAGGCCUUCGACCGUGGAGCGGUAGUUGCAACCUUGUGCAUCAUCUGCAUCACGCUUAUCCCCCUCCUGUUCUUGCUCUGAUUCCGGUGAGGCGUAUGAUAAAGCCUUGCUCCUCUCAACUUUUGGAGGCGUGGAGAUGAAUUGCAGGAUGCUGAGAAGCUGCAGAAAACAAAGGAAGUUCUUUUUUUUUGUGGGGAACAAAGGAAGUUCUUGUGUUGCAUGAUCCAAGUCCUACAUAACCUGCAGCCUUUUCCUUAUUGAAAGCAACUUAUGAUUCAUCUACUGCUUUAAGCUUUUAAGCAUUUCAUGUAGUAGUGUGUAUGGCAUGAUGAUGUGAAUGUGAUAUAUGGUCAGUCAAAGUUUUCUCUCUAUCAUACCAAUAUCGGAUGUACUAGAUGGGUUGUCAGUCAAAGUUUUCUUGGCAUGAUUCAGUAGCUCUUCAUUUAUGCAUGUUGAGCAAAAGGAAAAAAAAAGUUUCACGUACAGCUAACAGAUGCCAUCUUCCAAAUUUCGAAACUCAUAGCAGCAGCGUGUGCGCAACGCGAUCUUUUCAGAUAUUUGGA